Messenger RNA from Aspergillus niger, 759 nucleotides. RefSeq lists its product as hypothetical. Lineage: Eukaryota; Fungi; Ascomycota; Eurotiomycetes; Eurotiales; Aspergillaceae. The coding region runs from base 1 to 759 and encodes 252 amino acids. The transcript is spliced from 7 exons. The record is from RefSeq and is a predicted model, not a curated record.
AUGAACGCCAAGUGGCCGGAAGCUUGGGACCUAGUGAGUGGCACUGCAAUCAAGUCGGAGAGGGAUUUUGCCUCUGGGGGCUCGGGAACCGUGAACCAGAGGCGGCUUUGUCAGGCACUCAACGUGUUCUCUUCAUUUGCGGUGUCUGGAUCCAUCUGGUCCCCCCCGUCUCUGUGCCAGAAUUGCCGGUUCCAAUCCGACAGGGCUGAACCAUACCAUGACCGUGCUUUGGUGAGUCCGGGCGUUGGAGUUGGCCUUCAUCCUGGUUCAUUUGGCGCUCAUUUAGCGGGGUCUCGCUCCUCGGAUUGGAAGAUUUUGAUUCGAUUCCGUGCUUUCCGCCAUGGUGUCGGACCCGGAGCACCUGCCCCAAACAAGUCAUCGAUCUUCCACCCCAUCCACACCAGAGGGUACGACAGCUUGCCUAGUCCGGCCCUUGUAGGCGCCCUCCCGCUUGUCUGGGUGGUUGUUGCCGUACUGCGUAAUCUCCGCAGGAAGGGCGUCGAGACGUAUAACAUCUUCACCGGUUGUGCGGUAGAGAAUAACCGGCAGAAUAAAACGGAUUUGGCGGUUAAAAAGACACCAGGGACCAGAGGGGAUGCUGGUCGUGAUGAACAGAAGAGCAUGGUGGUUCAACUCAAGGGGAAAAUGACGACCGCUCAACUAGGAGUCACUAACCAUUUAUUGCCUAGUUGGCCUUUUGAACUCGGUGUGGUUAUUGCUAGAUUACGUCAGGGUCCAGUGACCGGCCGAAGCAGGUGA